Messenger RNA from Labeo rohita (rohu), 2455 nucleotides. RefSeq names its product erythroferrone. NCBI's taxonomy places the organism in Eukaryota, Metazoa, Chordata, Actinopteri, Cypriniformes, Cyprinidae. Gene Ontology annotation, molecular function: hormone activity. Bases 1219 to 2097 code for a protein of 292 amino acids. The transcript is spliced from 8 exons. The record is from RefSeq and is a predicted model, not a curated record.
UUCCUUCUAUUUCUCACAUUAUAAAUUUAUUAGAUUUCCCUUUAAUGUAUCCUAAAACAAACCCAAAAAAGAGGCAUUAGGACCCUGGAGCUGAGGAUUACGGAGAGAGUAAGUGCUGGCAGAGACAGAUGAAUGAGCCAAACACAAGACAAACAAAAGAAGGGACACAGGAACUCACUGAGGUAGAGAGACAGAGAGAGAUGGUCUGAUAACUGAACAGGAGGCUGAAGAGAGACAAAGUGACAGGUCAAGAUUCAGCGACAGAUAUCAGGAGGAGUGCACAAACUAGAAGAGGAGGAGGAGUCUGGUCUGAGAGGAAGCUAAAAAGAGUGGAGCGCGAAAAGGAGCCCUUCAAAACACAGAGAUCCUUCCUGAGUGGGCCACUGACAUAGAUGUGGAAUAAACUGGAGCCUGGCAAAAAGGACCUCAGCUGGCAAAAUAAUUUUCAUCACUGAAGGAAUUACUGAAAAUAUAAAUGCACAGAACUGUGCAAAGGCACCAAGGAGAGCAGAGGACAAUUAAACAUUAUUAAAACAAAAAGAAGACGUGGAGAUACCACCCACAGAGAGAGACUGAGUAUACCACACACAGGGUUUAUUACAGGUAAUCACACCGCAGCUGAGCAACGAACGCUAACCAUCAACAAAUACACACACACACACACACACACACACACACACACACACACAUUCAUUUAAGGAAUACACACCUACACAUAGUGAGUGAUUAUAACACAUAGGCUGAACAUCCAUAACUCAAGCUUAGAGAGUUUAGACUAUAGUCAGGAAGCAUAGAGAAGCUUGGCUGUCAAAGACAGAUUGACUGUGAAUGGAUAGAAGCAUGGUGAGGCCCUGCGGACAACUAUCAUGGCACUUUGAACACUCUGUCCACCAAAAUAUGAACUGAUCUAAGAACAGAUUUUCUUCUCCAUGACAAAAACCCGGAAUUAAAAUAGAACAUUAGCAGAUCACAGACCAAAUCAUCUUUCCAAGUCGAGAUCCACCAUUACCUAGAAAACUCUUGAAGAACUUUGAAGAACCAGCACUCUGAUUUCUCACCUCCACUCUUGGAUAUCCUUCUGUCCUAAGGACCAAUUCCAUUGUGUUACCCACAGGACAUCUGGUCACCUCUCUUUGUUGGAAUGGAAGUUGUGCACUGAGCUGCUAAGAAGGAGUUGAGCGAGUUAGAAGUUCACCUACACUGCACCGACACUGCAGCAUGAAGCUCAGGCAUGGGGCAAGAGGGGCACUACUGGCCUUGCUGCUGAGUUUACUGCUGUCUACCUGCACCACACAAGAGAGUGAGGAGAGUCUGGAGCUCCAAGAGGAAAACAAUACAGUCAGCACUGAGAGCCCUGAUACUGUAUCAUCCGACAUAACCAUCGUGAGCCCCCACAGGACAUGGAUAGUCUUUAGGGACAACUCCAACAAGGGUGGAAAUAAGAAACCAAGAGGAAAUAAAAGAGUCUCCAAGCAUGGCCUUCCAGGUCCACCAGGCCCUCCUGGUCCCCAGGGGCCUCCUGGUCCUCCAGGCCCCCUACUGCCCCAUCAUGCAGAGUUGAUACAGGACUUCCAAGUCAAACUAAAAGAGAUGGUAGGAACUCACUGUCUGCUCUGCGAUCAACCCCCUCGUGUGGCCACAGCUUUCCGUUGCCGACUGCACCACAACCUGUUGGUCCACCGUCGCAGUCUGCAGGAGCUCCAGCCCUUCAACACCCCCUCAAACACAGAGCAGUUCCAUCAGAGAGGACAGGGCUUUAACGCCAGCAGUGGCCGGUACACAGCUCCAGUGUCUGGGUUCUACCAACUCACAGCUAGUCUGCUAUUGGAAUCCAAUGAGUCUCAGAAGAAGCCUCAUGCCAGGCAAAGAGACAGUGUCAAAGCCUCUAUAUGCAUAGAGUCUCUUUGUCAGAGUAAUGUGUCUUUGGAGACAGUGACUGGAGUGAGCACUACAGGGGGAGUAUUCAGUAUACUCCUGACUGGGACUCUUUACCUGCAGGCUGGAGAGUAUGUAUCUAUUCUUAUUGACAAUGGGACAGGCUCCGCCCUCACAAUUCUCCAAGACAGUCUGUUUUCUGGAAUUCUUAUUGGAGUAUGAGGACACAAAACACAAACCAAUGACUACAAAAAAGCCCUUUUUCACAGUGUCAACAAAAUACAAAUCUUUAUUAGGUAAGGCAUUCAGGACGUAUUAGAAUAAUAAUUUUAUAAGAGGGAGGAAUCUUUUCAAGCAUCUAAAAGAGACUCUACAUAUUACAAUUGUUGCAAAGGGCAGCAGGAUUGCAUUGCUAUUUCUUUCCAAAUUAAUAGCAACAUUUAAACUCUGUUCAUUGAGGUGUAUGUAUUUUUUCAUGUGGUAUGUUUAUGCAUUCUAUUCUUAACAGGGCUGAAGUUUUAUUUAUUUGCAUUUGCUUUUUGAAGAGAUAUUGAUAUUUGUGUAUAUUUGCAAUAAAAAA